Messenger RNA from Cucurbitaria berberidis CBS 394.84, 2052 nucleotides. Its product is annotated as FAD/NAD(P)-binding domain-containing protein. The coding region runs from base 69 to 1865 and encodes 598 amino acids. The record is from RefSeq and is a predicted model, not a curated record. NCBI's taxonomy places the organism in Eukaryota, Fungi, Ascomycota, Dothideomycetes, Pleosporales, Cucurbitariaceae. The transcript has 6 exons. Gene Ontology annotation, molecular function: NADP binding; flavin adenine dinucleotide binding; N,N-dimethylaniline monooxygenase activity.
CUCAAACUUGAUUGUCCAGCUCUCAUAUUCCACUUUCUUGGUAACUUUGCGAUUGAGAAACUUAUACAAUGGCCCCAGACAUCAACCACUUAGGGAGCGAUGGCCGAUGGGAUUAUUCGACGCCUGGAUCUAGUGGAUACAACAUCCCAAACAUUGUGUACAACGACCCUUCAUCUAGGAAAUUGAAAGUCCUAACUAUUGGAGCUGGCCUUUCUGGAAUCCAGAUCGCGUAUCAUAUCCAGAAAAACACGGAGAACGUAGAACAUGUCAUCUACGAGAAGAACUCUAACAUUGGAGGAACCUGGCUUGAGAACAGAUAUCCUGGUUGUGCGUGCGAUAUUCCUUCCCACUCCUACACGCUCAACUUCGCUCUCAACCCUGAUUGGCCUCGCUUUUACUCCUUCGCACCAGAAAUCCAGACGUAUCUCGAGAAAGUAGUCGAGGUGUUUGAUCUCCGCAAGUACAUGACCUUCAACACUGAAGUCAUUCGCUCAGAAUGGCAAGACGAUACCGGAAAGUGGAAAGUCACUCUGCGACAAAAGUCACCAUCUGGAGUGGAAAAGGUGUUCGAAGAGGAAUGUGACCUUCUAUUCCACGCCACUGGCAUCCUAAACAACUACAAGUGGCCUACCAUCAAAGGUAUCGAGAGGUUCAAAGGUCGUAUUGCUCACACCGCAGCUUGGCCAGAGGAUUAUCAAAAAGAAGAGUGGGCCAAUGACCGUGUAGCCAUGAUCGGUUCUGGUGCAUCUUCAAUCCAAACAGUGCCCAACAUGCAACCGCAUGUCAAGCACAUGGAUAUCUUCGUCCGCACCGGUAUCUGGCUCGCUGACUUUUCCACCAUGCUCGGCAAGAGCAGAGAGUACUCACAACAAGAGCGCGACGAGUUUCGAAGUGAUCCCCAAAAGCUGUUGGCACACGCCAAAGACAUUGAGAAUAAGGUUAAUUCAACUUGGAGUAUGUUUUACACGGAGAGUGAGACGCAAAAGCUGGUGCAGACCAUGUUUGGAGAAAAUAUGAAGGGUCUUAUCAAGGAUGAGAGGUUGCUAAAGGGGUUUAUGCCGAAUUUCGAUGUUGGAUGUCGCCGUAUUACCCCAGGCGAUCCAUACAUGAAGGCCAUCCAGGAAGAAAACGUCGACGUACACUUCACCGCUGUGGACGAGAUUACGGAGAAGGGUGUCAUCGGUAACGACGGUAUAGAGCGCGAAGUCGAUACCAUCGUCUGUGCAACUGGUUUCCACGUCAAUUACCGCCCACGAUUCCCUGUCAUCGGUAAGAAUGGCGUCGAUUUGUCCGAGAAGUGGAAGGACACGCCAGAAUCAUAUCUUGGUCUUGCAUGUCCGGAUUUCCCGAAUUGGAUCAUAUCCGUUGGCCCUACAUGGCCCGUGGAGAACGGCUCCGUAACCGGCCCCCUUUUUGCAGUCGCCGAGUACACCGUCCAAAUUAUCAAGAAAAUGCAGCGCGACCACAUCAAAUCCUGGGUACCACGACAGGAUAUCACAAACCGCUUCAACGAGCACACACAAGAGUGGGUCAAAUACAGCGUCUGGAAAGACGAAUGCAGAUCCUGGUAUAAAAACAACGAUACUGGACGCGUUGACGCUAUCUGGCCCGGCUCUUCAAACCAAUACGCCGAAGUCAUUGCCACCCCACGUUACGAAGAUUUUCACAUCGAGUACCAGAACAAAAAUCCUUGGGCGCAUCUGGGCAUGGGGUAUGCAAUGUGCAAUGCCAAGUUUCCCGACUCGGAUGUAUCGCCAUAUAUACAGUUGGAGAAUAUCGACCCGAAGUGGCUGGAGGCUGUUGGGUACAAGAAGCCGGCCUUGGAGGCGGAAAAGACGAUAGGGCCAGAGAAGGAGAAGCUAUAGAGGGGAGUAUACUGACGCAAGAUGCGUGAGUUAUGUUGAUCUUGUAUUGUAUAGAAGACACGUUGAUUACAUGGCCUGCAAUAUGCAUUUACGAAGGUGUGUUGGGUGUUACAUGGCAAUUCUUCUCAAAGUUCUCAAAGUCUCCUCAACGUACGCGUUCAAUUUCUUCUGCCUAAAGUAAUCUAGC